This is a messenger RNA of Botrytis byssoidea, 270 nucleotides long. RefSeq lists its product as uncharacterized. The transcript has 4 exons. Lineage: Eukaryota; Fungi; Ascomycota; Leotiomycetes; Helotiales; Sclerotiniaceae. The coding region runs from base 1 to 270 and encodes 89 amino acids. The record is from RefSeq and is a predicted model, not a curated record.
AUGCAAUACAAUAUACUAGCAAUAUCUGGUACAACGUCGCAGCUCGACCUUCUGGUCUCAAUUAACUUGAUAAUGAUUGCUACAAGCAGCACACAUUCCGACAACACUACCCUGCCGUCUAUUGCACCUGAAGCAAGAGUCUUCUCAUUUUCACAGAUUCUUCUCACGUUUCACACAUCCAAGGCGCAACAACGUUCUUCACAGGUACGGUAUACUCCAUCACCUUUAGCACCUCCUCGUUAUGAUGAUAACAGCUUAUCCAUUCCAUGA